UGCAGUUAAACGCAACGACUGAAGACAGUGGAGGAGAGGAGGAAGGAGGAUGAUGGGAGCGAGUUUUAUCCCCUUUGAGUGACCCAUAUCUUCCAGUAGACCCAGAUAUUAUCUAGGCUAGUUCUUGUUCUCGAGGAUUUUUCUCCACCAACAUGUCGGCGUCUGCGAUAUUUAUCCUCGACCUGAAGGGAAAGGUGCUAGUCUGUCGUAACUACAUGGGGAACAUGGACAUGAACGAGAUUGACCACUUUAUGCCCAUCCUAAUGAAGAGAGAAGAGGACGCUGAGAUGACACCUAUGGUCAGCCACGGCUCCUCACACUUCCUGUGGAUCAAACACAGCAACCUUUACUUGGUGGCAAUGACCAAGAAGAAUGCCAAUGCUGCUCUGGUGUACUCCUUUCUUUACAAGAUUAUCCAGGUAUUUAAGGAAUACUUUAAGGAACUUGAGGAGGAGAGUAUUCGUGACAACUUUGUGACAGUGUACGAGCUGAUGGACGAAGUGAUGGACUUCGGUUUCCCUCAGACAACUGACAGCAAGAUCCUACAAGAGUACAUCACCCAGCAGGGUCAUAAAUUAGAGGUCGGGGCUCCUCGACCUCCUGCCACCGUCACCCAACGCUGUGAUCUUGGCGGCCAAGAGGGCAUCAAGUACAGGAAAAACGAAGUUUUCAUGGACGUCAUUGAGUCAGUAAAUCUACUGGUGAACGCCAAUGGCAGUGUCUUGCGGAGUGAAAUAGUGGGCACCAUCAAGCUCAAAGUGGUCCUGUCGGGGAUGCCUGAACUCAGAUUGGGCCUCAAUGACAAAGUGCUGUUUGAAAUCACAGGCAGAGAAAAGAGUAAGACAGUGGAGCUAGAGGAUGUGAAGUUUCAUCAGUGUGUCCGUCUGUCACGCUUCGAGAACGACCGCACCAUCUCUUUCAUCCCCCCCGACGGCGAGAGCGAGCUCAUGUCCUACCGCCUCAACACUACAGUGAAGCCUCUCAUAUGGAUCGAGAGCGUGAUUGAGAAGUUCUCUCACAGCCGUGUGGAGAUCAAGGUGAAGGCUCGGAGUCAGUUUAAGAGCCGGUCUACUGCCAACAAUGUGUCCAUUCUGGUGCCAGUUCCCAGUGAUGCUGACUCACCUAAGUUCAAGACCAGCAACGGCAGCACCAAGUGGGUGCCCGAGAAGAACGUGGUGCAGUGGAACAUCAAGUCUUUCCCUGGUGGUAAGGAGUACAUGAUGCGGGCGCACUUUGGGCUACCCAGUGUGGAGAGUGAAGAGCUGGAAGCGAAGAGACCAAUCACAGUUAACUUUGAGAUCCCCUACUUCACUGUGUCUGGGAUUCAGGUGCGUUACCUUAAGAUCAUAGAGAAGAGCGGUUACCAGGCAUUACCAUGGGUGCGCUACAUCACACAAAGUGGAGAUUACCAGCUCCGGACAAACUAAAGGGCACAGAUGCUGCUAGACGAAUGGAUAUUUUCUCUCUCUGUCUGUCUUCCUCUCUCCUCUCCUCUCUCUGUUUCUCCGGCUCCCUGUCUGCAAUGGACAGCAGAGGACAAGUGCAGGAGGACACAGGAAAUUUUUCACCACUCUGAACAGAAACAAGACAUCAUCUCUUCCAGUAGGACAUUCUCAACUCAGGCGGGAAAGGCUGGUGCAUCACCUCUGACCUGUGAUUUUUUUUUAAGGACUCAAGUAAAACGUGAAUAUGUGAAUAAUGAACUCAUGACUUUGUGACACCGUCUGGUUCUGGCAAGCUCUGAUUUCCUCGCUGUUAAUGUGAUAUCCCUCAAGGUUAAUUUAGAGCAGAAUUUGGGGAAUAAGACAUAAUUUUAAUCAUGUUUUCCUCACAAAAACAAAAGCUUUUUUUUUAUUAAGAGAUUUGAAGCAUUAUCUUUUUUGGGUAUUGUCCUCUGAAACUUGUAGCUUUCUACUGUGUAACAUGUAAACCGACAGAUUGUGUAGUGCCAAUAUACAGUAACUGUGAUGAGUCAUUGUCAGUUUUUUUUUCUCAAAGGGCCAUAACAAUACAGAUGUGUUCCAUGUACUCCAUCCCAUUUUUUUUCUGUUGCUGCAUGGAGGAUUUUAAACCACUACACCACAUCUGUAAGGGUUUUUAUUCCUUAUAUGUUUUGUGCUUAAUAUCCACUUGAUUAUCCAUAUACAGUACAUUUCAACUUGGCUGUUCAUCUUCAUCCUUUUCAAAGGCAUAUGUUUUGCUAGAACCUCUAUUUUAUAUGUUCAUUGCCUUAAAAAAUUGCCUAUGUAUCAUCACCUUUAGCACUGUGAAUAUAAUCCUCAGUGCAUUGAAACUAACACCAGCGACCAGAUCAAUGAUUAAUAAGGCACAAUAUUGUCAGAGUCGUUGGCAGUGUAACAUAAUACCAUCGACGCACUCCCAUGGGGCCUGUAACCUUGUCCUUGUGCUCGAAAUCAGCUUGCAGCUUUGAGGCCGAGUCUAAAGGAAUGAGCACGGUGCAGAAUUUUUUGUCAUUUUUAUCUGUUGUUUAUACUGCACUAGUUAGUCCCCUGUGGAAAAGGACAAAAUGGGGUGGGGGGAGUAAAGGUAAAAUAACCUGAAGGGAUUUCUUUGCAGAAUCUGAGAAUAUUGACAAUAUGUUGAGGUAAUUGUUUUUCCAUGACUCUUUAUUUUUUUUAUAUGUCGACGUCUGCAGGCCUCUAUACGUCUUCAAAGCAGUUUGCGGUGUAAUUCACUCCCUCUGUUGUGCAUGCACUGCAGCACAUCAGGUCAGCUGCACUGCCAGCAGCAAAGAAGAGAGUCCAGUGUCGAGUUAUUGCAUCUCUGUUGUUAAGACAAAACCUUCUGUUACAAUCAUUCCAUUCUCUCGUGUGGGGACAUUUUUCGGACACCAUUGAGGAUUGUUAAUAAGUGUGUGUUAUCAUGUGUCGUCAUUAAUUUAUCAACUAUUUGUCGAUAGGAAGCAAAGGGAUAUAUUUGGAAAUAAAAAAAUUUUGUAUCUUG
Molecule: messenger RNA, 2964 nt
Organism: Morone saxatilis (striped sea-bass)
Lineage: Eukaryota; Metazoa; Chordata; Actinopteri; Moronidae
Gene: ap1m3
Product: adaptor related protein complex 1 subunit mu 3
Exons: 12
Coding region: 153-1427 (424 amino acids)
Biological process (GO): vesicle-mediated transport; intracellular protein transport
Cellular component (GO): clathrin adaptor complex; clathrin-coated vesicle
Molecular function (GO): clathrin-cargo adaptor activity
Source: RefSeq, a predicted model, not a curated record